This is a messenger RNA of Dermatophagoides pteronyssinus (European house dust mite), 3912 nucleotides long. RefSeq lists its product as uncharacterized. Gene Ontology annotation, molecular function: RNA polymerase II cis-regulatory region sequence-specific DNA binding; DNA-binding transcription factor activity, RNA polymerase II-specific. The record is from RefSeq and is a predicted model, not a curated record. Gene Ontology annotation, biological process: sex differentiation; regulation of transcription by RNA polymerase II. Gene Ontology annotation, cellular component: nucleus. NCBI's taxonomy places the organism in Eukaryota, Metazoa, Arthropoda, Arachnida, Sarcoptiformes, Pyroglyphidae.
UCAAACAACAAUCACGAACAAUUUCAACAUCAUCACCAUCAUUAUCAUUGUUUCAUCAAUCACCAACAUCGGCAUUCUAUUUACCAACAUCAUCAACAACAUCAACAUCAUCUUCGAUAAAAACAAUUUCACCAGCCAAUUCAAUAAUGACUACAAGUGGACGUAAUAGUAAUAGUCCAACAACUGAUAAUUCUGCUACAGCGGCAGCGGCAACUGCAGCAGCUGCAGCAGCAGCCGCUGCUGCUUUAAUGAUCAAUAUGAAUCAUCAUCAUCAUCCAUCACAUUUUAAUCAUGGAUCAUCUCCACAUCAUCCGCUUUCGCAUCACCAUCAUCAUCAACCACCGCCACCACCGCUGCCAUCAUCAUCAUCGCUUCCGAUUCAUUCAAAUCAUACAGUAGCUGCAUUAGCAGCAUCUCAUCAUCAUCAUCAUCAUCAUUUAGCUAAUGGUUUAACCGGUGUAUUACCGCCGCCACCUCCACCUCCAUUACCACCAUCAAGUAUUCAUAAUAAUCAUCAUCAUCAACAUCAUCUUCCGAUACAUAUUCCACAUUCAAAUAUGAUACAUAAUAAUCAUCAUCAUCAACAUUUAAAUCUACAUUCACCAUUGCCAGCACAUUCAUCACCAGCAACAACAACAACAACAACAUUUGAACAAGUUUUACGUUCAGCUGCAGUAGCAUCAUCAAUUGUAACAGGAAAUUCAUCACAACCAUCUUCACCAAUAUUAUCAACAAUUAAUCAUCAUCAGCAACAUCAACAACAACAAGGUUUAAAUAAUGGUCAUAAUAAACGUUCAAGAUCACCAUCAAUACAUAAUGUUGGUGAUCCACAACAACAACAACAACAACAACAAUCAAUUGAAUCAUCAUCAUCAUCAAUGGCUGGAUUUCAAAAAAUAUUUAAAUUUUCAACAUCAUCAUCACAACAAUCAUCAAUAAAUGAUAAUAGUGAUGAUGAUGAUCUAUUUUCUGUAUCAUCGUUUGGUUCAUCAACUCGUAUUGGUAGUGGUGGUGGUGGUGGUGGUCAUUCAUCGACAACAACAACAGCAUCCGCAUCUGCAACAACAACAGCAACAACAUUAUCAACAUCAGCAGCAAUAGCUGCUAUUGAUGCAAAUAGUUGCGCAUCAAAUUCCAGUCAAUCAAAUGAUAAUCCAUCAAGACAUCCAAAAUGUUCAAAAUGUCGUAAUCAUGGUUCAAGUGUACCGGUAAAAAAUCAUAAACGUUUUUGUCUAUGGAAAGAUUGUCAGUGUGCAAAAUGUGAUCUAACAAAUCAACGUAAAAAAAUAAUGGCAGCACAGGUUGCAUUACGUCGACAACAAGAACAAGAAGAAGAGCUUGGUAUUGCUGUACCGGAAGUUAUUUCACCUGAACAACAUCAAAAAAUGAUACAACAAGCACAACAACAACAACAAAAAUCAACAAUAACAACAACAACAACAUCUACAUCAUCAACAACAACAAUAUCGACAACAACAACAACAACAAAAAUAUCAUCGCCAACAACAACAAAAUCAACAGCAAAGCAGCAACAACAACAAUUGAAUAAUAGUCCAUCGAAAACAACAUCUUUAGAAUCACUGCUGUCAUCCAGUGGUCAACAUAUGAAUCAUAAUUCCCAACAACAACAACAACAACAGCCAAAUACAAUUGUACAUCAUACACCAUCAUCAACUAUUGGUGGUGGUGGUGGUCAUCAUCAUCAAUCCGCAACAACUUCGGCAUCAACAAUAUCAAAUCAUCAACGAUCAAUAAUGAAUGGUCCAUUAAUGAUGAAUAAUACUGGACAUCAUUUAUCAUCAUCAUCAACAACAACAGCAGCAACAGCAACUGGUAAUCGUUCAUCACCGGAAAUUAUGGUCAAUGAUGAUGCAUCAUAUGCAUCAAUGUCAAGUAGAAUGGCACCAAGUCCAAUACCAAUGACCGAUGAUAAUCGACGACAAUUAGAACUAUGGUGUAAUACAUUGAAUCGAAAAUUAAUGGAAAAUCCAAUCGAAGAUAUUAGUAAUUAUGCAUUGAUGGCAUUAUUACGUGAAAAAUAUGAUCCAGGACGUGUUAUUGAUGCUCUACUUGAAGGUAUGUUAUCAAAUAAUCAAUUAAUAAUUAAUAAUAAUGGUAAUCUUUCUCCAACAAUAACACCACCAAUACCACCAUUAUCGACAUCAUCAUUAUCACCAUCAUUAUCAUCAUCAUCAUCAUCAUCAAAAUCAAUGAUUUUGAAACAAAAUGGUAAAUUAUCAUCAUCGCCGUUAUCUUCUUCUUCUUCAUCAAUAUCACCACCAUCAUCGAUGAUGUUGAAUCAAACAUCGGUUAUAAUCAAUACAGGUAACAAAGAUAAUGAUGAUGAUCGUGAUUUAAGAACUUCAAUAGCAACAAUAAAUAAUAAAAAUGAUCGAUUAAAUUCAAAUCAAUCGAUUACAAAUCUGAUGACAGCAAAAUCAAUGAUACAUCAUCCAUCAAAUUUGACAAAUGUUAAUCAUCACCCAACAACAACAGCAGGAAUGACCAAUGGUCUACUACCAUCGGCAUUAAUUGGUUUGAAUCGUAAUCCUUUAACAUCAUCCGCAUCCGCAUUGUUUGGAUCAACAGCACCGAUUGUAACGAUACCUCCACCGUUAUCAUUACCACCACCGCCACCACAGCCAUCAUCUUCUUCAUUAUCAAAUCCAUUACUUGCAUUUAGUCAUUUUGCUGAUCUACAAAACGCUGCAACUUGGUCACAAUUUGCUGCUGUUGCUGCUGCUUCUGCUAAUAAUGGUGGUUCGAAUCAACGUUCAUCAUCUUUGGGAAAUGGAAACAUAACAUUCCAUCAUGGUGGAAAUUCUACUACUGCUAGUCCAGCAUUUUCACAUCCACGUUCUUAUUUUGCUGGAUUAUUUCCCGGAUCAUCAUCGACAACUAAUCCAACAACAACAUCAGCGUCGAUAUCAUCAUCGAAUAACAUUUCUCCGCAUCAUCCAUCAUCAUCAACAACGAUUAAUGGUACGAAAAAUCGAAAUUUAUCACCCGGUCCAACCGGUUCAGCACAUCAUCAUCAUCAUCAACCAUCAUUGAAUAAUCAUCAUAUUGGUCAUUUUAAUUCACAACAUCAUCAUCCACAUCCACAACAUCAUCCAUCACAAACAUUAACAGAAUCAGCAUGGACAGCACAUUUAACAUCACAUUUAGCAUCGAUUAUAUCGAAUCAUCCAUUGAAUCAACAACAACAACAACUGCCGACAAAUCUUCAUGGACCAAAUAAUAAUCGAUCAACAUCAUCAUCAUCGACGUCGACAGCAACAACAACAGCACCAAUAACAUCCACAGCAUUGGCAUCAACAACAUCGACUAUGGCAAAUUCUACGUCGGCAUCAACAAACGAUAAUGGUAAUGAUAAUGAUGAUAAUAAUCAUGUUAAACAAUCAUCACGAUCACCAUCACGAUCAAGACCAAAUAGUCGUGAAUCAUCACCAGUUGAUGUUAUCAAUGAAAUUAAUGAUAAUCAAAGUCCAAAUAGUCAAACCCAGCAACAAACUUCGAAUAAUAAUGGUGGAAAUGGUCAAUCUUUAUCAUCAAAAUCGCCAUUAUCACCUCCAAAAUUAUCAUCACCAUCAUCAUCCGCAUCAUCAUCAACACCAACAUCCCCAACAACAGCAAAUCAACAACAACAACAACAAAAUUCAUCUGAACCAUUAUCAUUGAUAAAUCGUAGCCGAACACCAUCGGCAUUUCGACGAACAUCGAAUAAUGUUUCAUCAUCAUCAUCACCACCAUCAACAGCAGCAGCAGCAGCUACAUCAUCUUUAGUCACUACAUCCGAUUAAUAAAUUUGGAACUUUUCCCUGACGAUUUGGCUACAAUUCACGUUCGCGCGCACACACACCCAUUACUGGCAGUCACUGAACCGGUCAAUUUUUUUCUUUUUCAAACAAG